Messenger RNA from Centropristis striata (black sea bass), 1877 nucleotides. RefSeq names its product even-skipped-like1 (gene eve1). Gene Ontology annotation, biological process: regulation of transcription by RNA polymerase II. Gene Ontology annotation, molecular function: DNA-binding transcription factor activity, RNA polymerase II-specific; RNA polymerase II cis-regulatory region sequence-specific DNA binding. Gene Ontology annotation, cellular component: nucleus. The record is from RefSeq and is a predicted model, not a curated record. NCBI's taxonomy places the organism in Eukaryota, Metazoa, Chordata, Actinopteri, Perciformes, Serranidae.
AUGGUCCGGGGUUUCCAGAGACCCAAACACGGAAGCACAGCAUCAGAUCAGUGUUUAUACUACAGCUGCAGCACCGUGAGGCCUCUUCUUAUCGCUUCUAACGUGCUCACUGAAAGCUUCUUCUGUGCGUCUUUUCAGUGGCGGAGGGCAGACAGGCGCCGGUGGGCCGCCGCCGCCGGUGUGCACGGUCCCAGCGCAGAGGAGCAGACAGAGCCGUGCCCGCGCACCGCCCUGCUCGAUCAAAGCCGGCGGCACCGGACAGCGUUCACGCGCGAGCAGCUGUCCCGGCUCGAGCAGGAGUACGGCAAGGAGAGCUACGUGUCCAGACCCCGGCGCUGCGAGCUGGCCACAGCCCUCAACCUACCGGAGACGACGAUAAAGGUGUGGUUCCAGAACCGGAGGAUGAAGGACAAGCGGCAGAGACACUCCCUGCCGUGGCCUCACCCUCUCGUCGACCCCCUGGGGGCUCUCCUGAUGGGCCGUGCCUCUCCUUCCUCCACCUUGCCGUACCCCUUCAUCCCUCCCCACCUCCCACACCUUCCCCUCCACCACCACUACCCUCUGGCUCUCUCCUCACCAGCCUCCUCCGCUCACAGUCGCUACAGCACACCCAUGAGGACCCUGGAUGCACUCCGCCUCUCCCAGUACCACAACAGAGCAGGAGGGCUGCCGCCAACCACAGCAGCCCUCUACCCCUCCACCAGCAUCGUGCACCACCCUGCCUCCUGCCCCUGCCCCCUAUGCCUGCACUGGGGACCAGAACAACUGCUGAAAGCCAGAGGAGAGGCACUGGGACUGAGCCAGCCCCGUAGUCCCAAGGCCAACAUUCAGCCUACAGGCCUGGAGCGGAGAGAAGAGAUGGUGUAAAACCAGAUGGAAACUACAUCAAGCUAAAUUUAAUUUCCCACCUUCUCCAAAGCUGUUAAACUGCUGUCACAGAAGCUGCUGCAAGCAAAUAGAAGUAUACUCACUGUGACUUUGAUUAAUGUGACAGUAAGUACAUGGUGGGGCUUGCCAAGUCAGAACAGCAAUACACUAAAGAGUUUCACUAACUAGGAACUGGAAACACACAAUGCCAGUCACAUGACACUGCUGAUUAACUGGAGCCAAAUGUUUAUUAGGGGAAACAAAAUUGUUGUGCAAUUAUUUCAACAAAUUCAGUUGGUCGGCCUGAAAACAGACCUUUUCAGCAGCACGUUCCAAUUCAACUUCAUUUGAGCACACGGGCAGUGUAGUCAAAUUCAAAAGUCUUGCUUCAAGUUGUUUCGCCUGAGGCAAUCUAUCAAUACACUGUGUAAAUUUUGGCAGCUCGACUUCAUAUACCCCAUUUUGACCAAGGCAGUUCCAGGGCCGGUUCGGAGGCGGUGCCUAAUCUUGAACCAGUUCCUCACAAGAACCGGCUGUCUGCAAGAAAAAACUGGUUCCAGAUCGUCACCAACUCUUUGCUGGUUUUGACCUAAGAACCACUUACAUCAGGGGCUGGGGGCGAGAUUAUCGUGACCUACAAGACCAACUAAAACGUGUAUCAUUCAAUUGAUUUAAUUUGUUUAACUGCAAUGUGAUUGAUUCACAAGUUGAACCAACUGCAAACCAGCACCAGCCCAGCAAAAGAACUAGGUUUGCGUUAGUCGAAAAGUGGUAAUUAAGGAGUCACAGUCUGUUCUCUCGUCAAAAACGCCAAUAUAGGUUGUGUGUACAGGCAGCGAAAAACGAGCUAUGUCUCCGUAUUUCACCGUCCGCUGUAAUGCGUCCGCCGCCAUCUUGCUGACUUACUAGUGAUUGAAAGCCAAGCGAAGUUUAAAAAGGCGGGUUCCCACAUUUGUUGGUGGUUGUGGUGGUGGAUGGGUCGAACAAACAUCAGACUUUCACCCAGAGGA